AUGCUGCCCCUUGUCCUUGGUGUUGGUUUUGGCUUCAUCGUACUGAGGAGCUUCUACCGUCUGUUCUUUCACCCUCUCUCCCAUAUUCCAGGCCCCAAGCUGGCAGCCAUCAGCCACGCAUAUGAGUUCUACCACGAUGCGAUACGUAAGGGAAUGUACAUUUGGGAGAUUGAGAAGAUGCAUGAGAAAUACGGCCCAAUUGUGAGAAUUAAUCCCCGCGAGAUCCACAUUAAGGAUUCGUAUUUCUACGAUGAAGUGUACGCUCCAGCCUCAAGAAGGCGGGAAAAGGACCCCCAUUUUGUCGGUGUAUUUGGGUUCCCAACCUCAAUGAUUGCAACCGUCAGCCAUGAGCUUCAUCGCGUUCGCCGAGGAAUACUCAACAAUUUCUUCUCUAAGAAAUCCGUCCUGGCACUCUCAUCCGUCAUGCACGAGAAGGAGGCAAAACUCAUACAACGCCUAGAGAAGGCACAUUAUGACGAUGCUGUAGUACGACUAGACGAUGCUUAUGCUGCGUUGACAGCAGAUAUCAUCUCGCAGUACUCAUGGGGUGUGAGCUCUGGAUUUCUGGAUGAUGAGAAUUUUAAAAAUGACAUCCGUGAAGCUCUCAAUGAGGUUUCCGAAUUCGUCCACAUCAAUAGGUUCUUCCCCAUCCUGAGCGCCAUCAUGCGAGUUAUGCCGCGCUGGCUUCUGGCUCAGAUUCGACCAGGUGCCACGGCAGUGCUGGACAUGCAAGAUAUGGUCACACGAUCCAGUGCCCAUAAGUCUGGCGAUGGCAGGCAGACCAUAUUUGACGCGCUGACGGAUGACAGUGUCCCGCCUCAAGAGAAGUCUGCUCGUCGCCUGGAAGAUGAAGGAUUUAUUUUGGUUGUUGCGGGCACCGAAACCACGGCGAGAACGUUAACGUUGGCCUCAUACUACAUUUUUCAAAACAAACCUUUGUUGCAGAAACUUCGCGAUGAGAUUCGAACGGCAAUGCCGAAUCUGACCUCGGAGGCAUCAUGGUCAGAGCUAGAGCAACUUCCUUACCUAAACGGCGUUGUCCUUGAGUCGGUUCGACUCUCCUAUGGCCCCAUCUUUCGAUCAACUCGGGUUGCACCUACAGAAUCUUUGAAGUACAAGGAUCUGGUAAUUCCACCAGGAUCACCAGUCAGCAUGUCUGGUUACUUUGUUCAUAUGGAUCCCCACAUCUUCCCUGAGCCAGAAAGCUUCAAGCCAGAGCGCUGGAUCGAAGCUGCCAAAAACGGCGAACAUCUGAACAAAUUUAUCGUAUCCUUCAGCAGGGGAAGUCGAAUUUGCCUUGGUAUGAACUUGGCUUACGCGGAGUUAUUCAUGACAUUAGCCUCUAUGAUUCGCCGUUUCGACAUAGAACUUUAUGAAACCGGGCCAGAUAAUAUUCGUAUUGACCAUGAGAUGGGGAUCGGGCAGCCCAAGGAAGGUGAAUUUUCAGUUCGUGCUAAAAUCACCAAUGUUAUUACGGAGUAG
This is a messenger RNA of Pseudomassariella vexata, 1482 nucleotides long. RefSeq names its product cytochrome P450. Gene Ontology annotation, molecular function: oxidoreductase activity, acting on paired donors, with incorporation or reduction of molecular oxygen; iron ion binding; heme binding. The record is from RefSeq and is a predicted model, not a curated record. Bases 1 to 1482 code for a protein of 493 amino acids. NCBI's taxonomy places the organism in Eukaryota, Fungi, Ascomycota, Sordariomycetes, Amphisphaeriales, Pseudomassariaceae. The transcript has 5 exons.